AUGGCGACCAAUUCAUUUUCGCGCCUGGUAGGGACCCCGCCGACAUCGGCUUUCGUCGCCACCACCGCUUCGUGUGCGGGAACCACGUCGCCUGCCACUACGACCACGACCGCUUCGUCGCCACCAUCUUCGCCCGGACACGGCGCGACGUCGUCCAGCUCGCUCUUCGUGCACAGCCCGAGCGUAAUUUGUUCUUCGCAUCACCGGUCGGCCACGCCACUCGCCUUCAUGUGCCCCGGGCCCCUCACCUCCUCGUCUUCCUCUUCCUCGGCCUACUCUCUCUUCUCGUCGGGCGGGAGCAGCCUCUUCCACUCGCGGCUCUUCGCGUCGCCCUCUCCCGUCGCCCGCCUCUACGCCUCCCCCGCUUCGGCCCGACGCUUCGCCGACGGCGCUGAGCUCGCCGACGACGCCUGGGACUCUCCCCGUGCCGAGCACGCGAAGACCUUGCGGCUGGCGUCGGGUGCCCACAUGAUCCCCCAUCCCGAGAAGCGACACAAGGGUGGCGAGGAUGCCUACUUCCUGAGCGAGGACGGGCAGGUGGUGGGCGUCGCAGACGGCGUGGGCGGCUGGGCGCUCUCCGGCAUCGACUCGGGUCUCUACUCCAAGAGCCUCAUGGCCGAGGCCAAGAAGGCGGUGGAGGCGGCGAAGAAGGCAGGCGUGCAGCCCACCCGAGCGACGGACAUCAUGCAGAAGGCCUACGACCACACCAAGCACCUCGUCGGGUCGUCCACGGCCGUGAUCCUGAUGGCGGAGGGCCAAUCGGUCAAGUACUCAAACCUGGGGGAUUCGGGGUUCAUGGUGAUCCGCGGGGACAAGGUGGCGUUCCGCACGCGGGAGCAGACGCACGCGUUCAACACGCCCUACCAGAUCGGUACGGGCGGCGACCACCCGACGGACGCCGAGGAGGGGCGCGUGGCGGUGGAGGAGGGCGACAUCAUCGUGCUGGGCACGGACGGCCUGUUCGACAACCUCUUCGACGACCAGAUCGUGGAGAUCGUCAAGCAGGGCCGGCAGGAGAAGCGCGACGCCGACGAGGUGGCCGAGAUGAUCGCGCGACGGGCGCACAAGGCCGGCAGCCGGACCACGGGCGAGAUGCCCUUUGGCAAGAACGCGCGCACCUACGGCUACCAGUACCAGGGCGGCAAGAUGGACGACAUCACCGUCGUCGUCUCCUUCGUCUCCUCCUCGCCCUCGUCCUCGCCCUCCGCGCCCAUCUCGCCGCCCUCCUCGCCGCAGCAGAAGGCCAAGUUUUGA
Acanthamoeba castellanii str. Neff is the source of this 1254-nucleotide messenger RNA. RefSeq names its product stage ii sporulation protein e (spoiie) domain containing protein. Lineage: Eukaryota; Discosea; Longamoebia; Acanthamoebidae. Bases 1 to 1254 code for a protein of 417 amino acids. The record is from RefSeq and is a predicted model, not a curated record. The transcript has 5 exons.